CGAGAGAUCGGCAGCACAGUUUCGUGCUCAGCUCAGCUCGGUUCGGCUCAGCCUCGUAUCGGCCUCGGUCUUUCGAGCCAAAAAAGGUACGGAUUUUCCUUGACGAGUAUCUACUCUUGGAUACACGCUUAGACCCUCUUCUCUUGCUUGGUGCGUAGUACGCGUUUGCGACGUCGCAGCCGUAUACCGAGAGAUCAUGGAAUCUGCGUGGCAGUUAGCGACAACUGUCGUUUUCUUCUUGGUUCAGUCGAAUUUAUUGCACGCUCAUCGCGAACACAAGGUCCACAACAUAGUACUUUAUCCGGACAAGCACAGUUGGUGCAAAACGACGCCUAUCAAGCAGGUAGUCGCGUGGCCUCAAUGCUCCUCCCAAGAACUCGAUAACAACGUGUGCGUUGGAGCUUGUUUCUCUUACAUGGUACCCCAUAGCGAGCCAUCCGCUCCUGGUGAUUUGAUAAGACCCUAUUGCGACUCCUGUCAACCUCUUGACAGCGUUUGGCAUACGGUUACCUUGGAUUGUAAAGACGAGGAAAAUAAUCCAAUGACUAUGCAGAAAAAGGUUCAAAUAAUAACUAAUUGUUCGUGCAGUUCUUGCAUGGAAACAUCUAGAAUCAAACCCGAUUACAAUACGUUACUUCAAUCGUUGACCGUAGAAAAUUUGGAUAAGAACGUUAACGUUGUCCACGAGACGCCAGAUCUCCUGUUGAAUCCUAAUUUGAAUUCGUCGAAAAAUACCACGAGAGACGGGGUGGAAGCUAACGAAAGAUUUUUGCAAUUGUUCAAGCAAGGAUUGAAGGACUCGGAGAAUUUAGAUGAGAUAGGCGCGAAAGAAUUGUUGAAGAAAUUUGGAGAAGAGAUAGAUAUGGACAAGUUUAGGGAUUUAUUGAAGAAACUUAGUCAAGAGGAUGAGAGGCAUCAGGAACAUCAGCAAAAUAACAAACAGCAACAGCAACAACAUCACGGUCCAACGACGAUGCUACAUCGGGGUCCUCAUCAUUCGAUGGUUUUGGAUUCCGGUGUGAAGGAAAAGAUCGACGUUGAGCCGCAUUAUCUUCAUCCAGCUGUGGCCGGUCAAGAGAUCAGUUAUCACGACAACGUUGUCGUCGACAAGGGAAAGAAGAAAGAUUUUUGAGAUCUCUCUAAGAUCGAAAACGAUCGUCUCGUUUUACGAAAUUGGAUGCCGGCCUGGGUUAUUUUGAACGAGCUGGACGACAAACGAGCGGAUCGUCGUAAGCGCGAAGGAACGAACGACACUUUUCUUCUUUCCCACGCUGAUUCCACGAGAAUCGAUCGGUAAGGAAUUUCAUGCCUGGUCCAAAAGCUAUAAAAAGACGUAAAUCUGUGUACGUGACGGUAGCUAGCUAGCAAUUUUAUUCUUCCCUUUUUAAUCGUCAAAAUAUUUAGACUGCUUAAAUGGGGGUACAUAUACGAUUUAUUUUUUUUUAUUUUUUUUUUUUCCCGUAUUAUUCGCGAUCGAAUUUCAUUCUUUUAUUCAGCUUAAUAUAUAUUCUACACAUGUAUGUAGAGAUAAUAUUAUAUUUUAAAUUAUUUCUCAUUUUUGUUAAUGCUACGAAUUAGUUUGUCAGUGAACAAAAAAAAUGAUAACGAGGAUAUCGAGCCAACGAGAAAAAGAAAUAAAGAGAAGAGAGAGAGAGAGAGAGAAAGAGAAAAAAAAAUACGUGAUCGGACUCUUACCGUAAUUUUCGAACAUUUCGUGUUUCGGUUUGUCAAGAAUCGAUCAUGUAUAGAUUAAAAAUAAAUAGAAAACUAGAGUUUCCCAGUUAAUUUCGUAUUCAUUGUUAUGAGUGAGAGUGAGAGAGAGAGAGAGAGAGAGAGAGAGAGAGAGAGAGAGAAAGAAAAAGAGAGAGAAAAUUUUAAUAUAUAUUUAGUUAUUAUUAUUGUGUUAACUAUUUAACGAAAAUCACGCCUUUCAUAUAAGCUCGCACCGAGAGACAACAUUAACAAUUUUUUCAAACUAAAAGUUUCCUCUUUUUAUUUUAUAGACCGAAAGGAAGAACAUUGAUGCGCUUUUCAUUUCGUAUUUUUAUUCACACACACACACACACAAUUCUAUUUUACAUAUAUAUUUUGUUUCUUUAUUCAUCAUCGCUUCUACGUUUUAUUAAUGCAUUGUAAUGUCAUUGUUCUCGUAGAGAAUAAAAGAACGAACGGUAUAACAAGACCAGUUAUUUUCUACUUUGUCGUAUACGAUCAUUUAUUUUCAUCGGUGUAUUAUUAUUUCAUGUCCUGUAUUAUAUCUAAUAUGUCUAAUGUUAACGUAAUUAUAACCCGAUGACAAAUGUAUUUUUUAACGAACAAAGAAAUCGCAACGAAUGUAAUCGGUAAUACCAGAACGAUAUUUCCCAAGAAGGAACACGGUAAAUUAGCAAAGAAAAGAGGAAUAAACAGAUACGUUCAUUUCCCUUUCUUCGUUUAUCAUUUUUCGAUAUUUAUUAAACAAGGAAAACGCGAUAAAGAAAUUUAGGUGCGCCGUCGUCUUGUGCAAAUCUUUUCAACAACGUAGAUUCAAAGUAAAGAACAAAUUUUCUUAAA
This is a messenger RNA of Polistes canadensis, 2553 nucleotides long. RefSeq lists its product as uncharacterized. The record is from RefSeq and is a predicted model, not a curated record. Bases 197 to 1132 code for a protein of 311 amino acids. Gene Ontology annotation, molecular function: receptor ligand activity; BMP binding. Gene Ontology annotation, biological process: animal organ morphogenesis. NCBI's taxonomy places the organism in Eukaryota, Metazoa, Arthropoda, Insecta, Hymenoptera, Vespidae. The transcript is spliced from 5 exons.